AUGAAAGCAACUCUUUAAUACCUAAUUUUUAAGAGAUCCUUGAAAUAAGAAAUAAAACUUGAUAAUCAAAUCGAUAAAAAAGGGUAGAAAGAAAAUACAGAAAAAGCUAGUUAAAGUCCAGAAAUAUUAAAUUUGAUGACUGUAGAUUAAGAACAUGUUUUAGAAAUGUAUUUUGGAAUAAUAGAAACAACUAGCGGCAUUUUAAUUCUUGCAAUUGCACUCUAUCUUAUUUAUUUAAAAAUCGGCUCAUCUGUACUUACAGGAAUAUAUGUGAUGAUCGGCGCUUUAUUUUUCAACAUGAUUCUAACAAUAUUUUUAGGCGUUAUAUUUUAAGUUACUCUAAAAAGAAAAGAUGAAAGAGUGUAACUAACAAAGGAUGUUCUUUCUGGCAUUAAAAAUAUCAAAUACUUUGGUUGGUAACAAAUUUUUGAGAACAAAAUAAGUCUUCUAAGAUAAAAGGAGUAGAAGUCUCUCUUAUAGGUUAGGAUUAUGUUUGCCUUAGUUACUAUGUUUUGGUCAAGUAUAAGCUAUAUUCUUCUCUAUACAUUUUUAAUUAAAUAUGUUGAUGAUGAUAAUUCUAUUUAAUAGACUAAUGUAUUCACAAUAAUAGCUUUAUUUGGUUAUUUAACUUAGCCUUUAUCAAGUUUACCAUGGGCUGUUAGUAGUAUUAUCUAAUCUUUCGUUUCAUUCAACCGAAUAAAUUAAUUUGUUAAUUCAGAGGUCUGUUUAAUUGACAGAAAUAGUCAAAUUUAAGAAGAUAACGAUUUUGCAAUAGAAAUUAUAAACAAAAAAUUUGACUGGUCUUUUAAAAAUAGAUUAGAUAAAGAUUAACAUUUUAAUGAAAUUGAUUAAGAUUAAUUAAAAAAAAAUGACAUCGAAAAUUAGUCUGAUAUAAAUUUGAAUGAAGAGCUAAAAUCAAGAUUAGUAGAAAAUCAUGAAAGUAGCUAAAUAAAUAAUGUUAAUUCUGAAAAAAAUAAUUUUGAGAUCUAUAUUCCUUCUCUGAAAAUAAAAAAGGGGACUCUUAACUUUAUUAUAGGAGAAAUAGGUUCAGGAAAAAGCAGUUUACUUUUAGCUGUUUUAGGAGAAAUGAAUGAAUAAAAUUUACCUUAUAACUUAUAUGAAUCUUCAUAAUCUUAUGAAUCUUAUUUAUAAACUUAAGGCUAAAAUAAAAUAAUUCUGGGUGGAAAAAUAUCAUAUGUCUCUUAAAAUCAUUGGCUAUAAAAUAAAUCAAUUAGAGAUAAUAUUUUGUUUGGAAAAGAGCAUGAUGAAUAAUGGUACAACAUAUGCUUGGAUGCUUGUUAGCUAUUAGAAGAUUUAAAUUCAUUCAAAAAUAGAGAUUAAAAGCUCGUAGGUCCUGAUGGAAGCAAUUUAAGUGGUGGAUAAAAGUAGAGAAUCGCUAUAUGCAGGGCGGUUUAUUCAAAAAGUAAUAUCUAUUUAUUUGAUGAUAUAUUUAGCAGUCUUGAUAUUCAUGUAGCUGAUUAAAUUUAUGAAAAAGUAAUUCAACAAAUUUUAAUAAAUCAAUUAAAAUGCACUGUGCUUUUUGUGACUUCUCACUACAAAAUUAUAUAAUAGUCUGAUGCAUCUCAGAAUAUAAUCUAUAUUGAAAAGGGAAUAAUAACUCUAGAUAAAGAUAUUAUAGCUAACUAUUUAUCCAAAUCCGAAUCAUUCUUAUCUCAAAAUAUACUCUCUAAUUCAUUAAGUAAAGAGAAGUUAAGUUCAAUUUAAAAUUAAAAUAACUUCAAAUUUCAAAUCAAAAGUAAUAAAUAAUUUUUAAAGGAAGAAGAGGAAAAAAUUGAUGAUAAUGAGAAAGAUGAUGUAGAAGAAAAAAGAGAGAAAGGUAACAUAAAAUGGGAAACUUACUUAACCUAUCUAAAAUCAUUAGGAUUAAUUUUAUUUUUGCUUUUUGUUUUGCUGGAAAUAACUGCUUAAGCAAGCUUUAUACUAAUUGAUUUUUGGCUAAAGGAUUAAUCUCAGGAUAUAAAUGAUAGAUAAUUAAGUUUUUUAAAUGACUAUUUUCAUGGUUUUAGAAAUACAUUUACUUUUUUAAUUUUAGCAAACUUAGCAUUUUAGUUUUUUAAAAUGCUUAUAUAUGUCUUUUCAACCUAAAAAAGUUGUUGUAUGCUUUUUAAAAAUCUAAAUUAAUCAAUCAUGAGAAGCAAAAUGAAAUUCUUUGACGAAAAUCCAUCUGGAAGAAUAAUUAAUAGAGUUUCAGAAGACUUAAUCUAAGUUGACCAAGCUUUACCCUUUAUACUUUUGAUUUUGAUAACUCAAAUAUCAACUACCUUAUGGUAUGCUAUAGGAAUAUGCAUACAACUUCCUUGGAUAAUAUUGUUGUUUUUCAUCGGAUUUUUCAUGACAUUUAGAAUUUAGAAAAAUUUUAAGGUUGCUAAUAGAGAAAUUAAAAGGCUUUUGACAGUGAAUGAAGGAAAGCUGUUAAACCAAAUAUAAGAGUCAUGCAAAGGGCUAAUAAUCAUAAGAGCGUUUAGUUAAUAAAAGUAAAUGUUAUAAAAUUACUUAGAUUGUCUUUACAAUUAUUCUAAAUCAUAUUUACUUUCGUAAGGACUUUAAGCUUGGAUAAUGAUUAGAUUGUUGAUGAUUAAUAGUUUAAUUUUGGGAUUCAUAGUUAUAACAGCUAUCUUUUUUAUUUUCUUUUAAUUGACAACUUAUUUUUCUACUGUGUCUAUGUGUUUAACUUAUGCAAUGACUAUAUCAGCAGUUUUCUGUGAAUUAAUUUUUUCUUUUUUCAACCUAGAAUAAAUUUUGGUUAGUGUAGAAAGACUUAGAUAGUACUUUGAUAAUUAUUAAGAAUAACCUGAAAUUAAGAUUUGUGAAUAAGACACAUAACCAAUUACUUAAAGUAGCAUUAAAAAAUCAAAAUAAAUAAAACAUACUAUCAUAAAUGAUAUACCAGCCUUUUAUUCAGAAGAUAACAGAGAAAAUUAUCAUUUAAUAUUUGAUAAUGUUUUCCUUAGUUACGAUAAGUAAGACUAUCAUUAAGUGUAAAAAAAUGAAGUUUAAGUAGAAUAUCCUGUAUCGUUUGCUUUAAAAGGGUUAUCAUUUAAGAUCAAGAAAGGAGAAAAAGUGGCCUUCUAUGGAAGAACUGGAAGCGGAAAAACUUCAGUAUUAAACGCUUUGUUUAAUUUAUAUUAAAUUGAAAAAGGAAAUAUUUACAUAGAAAAUAGAAAUAUAAAGCUUUUGUCUAUCAACGAACUCAGAUCUAAACUAUCAAUUAUUCCUCAGUUUGGUUUUGUUUAUGAAGGAACUUUGUUAAAUAACUUAGAUCCACUAAACUAAAUGUAAAAAGAAGAUAUACUGCAAAUUUUAAAUUAAUCCUAAUUGAAUAUAAAGGGCUGUCUUUAGGAUACUCAUUUUAAUUCAAAAUAAAAUAAUUUAAAUGAAAAUGAAGAUAGUAAUAACAACAAUAACGUUAAUUUAGACUUAUAAAUUUAAUAAUCUGGAUAGAAUUUAUCAAAUGGAGAAAAACAAAUUAUAAACUUUUUCAGAAUUUUACUUUAAAAAGCUGAUAUUGUUUGUUUAGAUGAAGCUACUUCUAAUAUGGAUCCUCAUGCUGAUAAGCUUCUGCAUAAACAUCUGUUUGAGUUUAGUAAAAAUAAAACUUUGAUUGUGAUAGCCCAUCGUUUAGAAAAUAUCAAAAAUUUUGAUAGAGUUUUUGUUAUGGAUUCUGGAAAUAUAGUAGAGCAAGGUCAUAUUGACUAGUUAAUUUAACAUGAAAAUGGGUUUUUUUCUCAUUUAAAAGAGACUCUUUGA
This is a messenger RNA of Tetrahymena thermophila SB210, 3768 nucleotides long. Its product is annotated as ABC transporter family protein. The transcript has 6 exons. The record is from RefSeq and is a predicted model, not a curated record. Gene Ontology annotation, biological process: transmembrane transport. Gene Ontology annotation, molecular function: ATP binding; ATP hydrolysis activity; ABC-type transporter activity. Gene Ontology annotation, cellular component: membrane. Lineage: Eukaryota; Ciliophora; Oligohymenophorea; Hymenostomatida; Tetrahymenidae.